Nanorana parkeri is the source of this 1964-nucleotide messenger RNA. RefSeq names its product zinc finger protein 79-like. Gene Ontology annotation, biological process: regulation of transcription by RNA polymerase II. The coding region runs from base 78 to 1925 and encodes 615 amino acids. Lineage: Eukaryota; Metazoa; Chordata; Amphibia; Anura; Dicroglossidae. Gene Ontology annotation, molecular function: DNA-binding transcription factor activity, RNA polymerase II-specific; RNA polymerase II cis-regulatory region sequence-specific DNA binding. The transcript has 7 exons. The record is from RefSeq and is a predicted model, not a curated record.
UUGAAGUGACUUUUUCCCUCCAGUUAGGAGUGACCCAUUCCUUCAAUGUCUGCACGGUAUUUCGAAUUGCAGUCGACAUGAACGAAGAUAAGCAUGCAAUCACUGAUGAGCUUUUGAUGCUGAGCCUUCAAAUCAUGUGCCUUCUUACUGGAGAGGAUUACACAGUUGUAAAGAAGCAUGGGGAGCCUGUCAUGGACAGUGAAAACCCCUCUGCAUCCGACGAAACUUCUACUAGCAUAGACAUCCCCAGCAUAAACCUGGAGAACAAGCUCAUGGUAGAGAAGCUGGUUGACAUCGCCUAUAAAAUAAGAUAUGAGCUUGAAGAGUUUUCUGAAACAUCAGGUCUCCUGGAGGAAACAUGCGAGGGUAACACUCAGCCUAAGGAUAUAUCUGAACAUCUAACUAACUUAUUCAACUUGGUGAACAAGAUGACCAAAGAUAAAAACCAGAUGAUCGGAAAUAUUGUGACUCACACCCUGGAACUUCUUUAUCUCUUGAUUGGAGAGGAUCAUAUUGUUGUAAAAAAGUAUGCUAAAGUCACAAACAACAAUCCUGCAUCUGAAGACGAUCGUAACUCAAUGCUAAGCGAAAGAAGCAAAGUGAAGAAGAUCUUGGAAUUUACUAAUAAAAUAAUUAAAUUAGUUACUGGAAAGAUUACAGUAAAAACUGAAGAUGCUGAAGUAUAUUCCACCAUGGAGGAGUAUUUAAAAGGUUAUAGGGAGUUUUUUAAGGAUGUGACAAUGGACCGUGAACAUAAUCGGGAAACUGUUGGCAGACCUGUCAUCCAGAAUCAUGUUAAUGAAUCAAGCACCAGUGUUAUCAGCAUGAAUUCUGUCAAAAAAGAAAAUGUAAACCAUCAGUCUGAUGUGGAUUCAAAUAUUCCAUUGCAAGCUAAAAUCAGUAAGAGAAAAAGUAAGCCCAUGAGAAUCAUAUCCAAUGAAUUUCCUUCACGUAAAAGGAAGUGUCUCACAGACCCGACCAUUUAUUCUCUGAAACAGCAAGACACAAUAAAUGGACCUGACAAUGACUGUGGCCAGGAAAGCAGCCAUAUACAAAGAACUGAUGAUGACGUCACAACAGAGGAUUCCAAACUGGGAAAGGAGGAUAGGGGCUUGGAUGGUGAAUUGGAUGGGGCUGAUAUCAUUCAAACCAUAAUAAAGGAUGACCAUAAGCUGGCCUACUCUGAACAUUCUGAUGCUUGCCAAUCAGAUCCCGCUCUCCAUUCAACAAGAGAAAAGCCGUACGAAUGCACUGUGUGUAGCAAAUAUUUUGCCAAAAAGUCCCAUCUUCAGUCUCACAGACGAGUUCACUCUGGAAUUAGACCAUUCGCCUGUUUGGAUUGUGGAAAGCGCUUUACCAGUAACUCUACUCUUGUGGACCAUCAAAGGAUUCAUACAGGAGAAAAGCCAUUCGUCUGUUCAGAAUGCGGAAGGAGCUUUACUAAGAACUCUAACCUCAUUGACCAUCAGCGGACUCACACAGGAGAAAAGCCUUUUGCCUGUACAGCCUGUGGUAAAUGCUUUGCCAGGAGCUCCAACCUGGUAGAGCAUCAUAAGACUCACACAGGAGAAAAGUCCUUUGUGUGCUCUGAAUGCGGGAAAGGCUUCUCCAGAAGCUCAACCCUUGCAGAGCACCAGAAGACUCACACGAGAGGCGAGACCUACAUCUGCUCAGAAUGUGGCCAGUGCUUCACUAAGAACUCCAGCUUGAUUAGACACCAGAGUAUUCACACCGGUCAGAAGCCAUAUAUAUGUACUGUAUGUGGAAAAGGCUUCUCCAGUAGCUCCAAUCUGGUGAGACAUCAUAUCACACAUACAGGAGAAAAACCAUUUGAAUGUCCUAUAUGUGGCAGGAAUUUCAACCAGAACUCUAAUCUUAUUUCUCAUCAGAAAACACACAAAGUCAAGACUUUUGAAGUCAAAUGACUCUCCGAACAUUUUAUGACAGCGUUGAAACACAUGAAC